UGUAUUCAGCUUACAUUCGCGAUGAAUCUGGAAAACAUAUUCUUGAAGGCAGCAAUGACAGGCACUAUUUCACCACCGACCACAGAUCUAGAGACCUCAAAAGCUGUCAAAAACAGUCAAAAGAGGGCUAAAAAAAGCCGAAUAAAUUUUAGUCAAGGGGAAGACGCGGUGAUAGAAGCUGCAUAUAGUCACCACAAAGGUGAUUAUAAAUCUAUGGUGAAAUUUAUAACAAAGCAUGUGGAUAUUCUACCACAGAAUGCGCAAGAGUAUUACCGAAGGAGUGAGCACUCGGCAGCUUAUGCAAAAGCUGCAGAAGAACGUGUUAGAAAGAGAGUUGCAUCGAAAAUUUUACAUGCUUCAAGUUCUAGCACUAAUAGAGGAAAUUUGACCCCAAAGGCGACUUAUCUCGAGGACGAAUACCACUCUCCUUCAGAGGAUGAAUUUGAAAGCGAACAAUCAGAAGAACUAGGGUACGACGAGCUUGACGAACUAGGCUAUAAAGAAGAAGCCAAGAAAAGAGCGAGGUAUCUACCACCCAGCUCGCCGAGUUCAAGAGGCGCUUUGAACUCCUUUAUGAAGGAGGCUAAAAAGGCCGAGAAAAGGCGCGAAGACGAAGUAGAGAGUGGAAAAGAAAGAGGUAGUAAAAGCAAGAAAAAAAAGAUCGAGGACGCACUUCCGGAACUGUUGGCCUCAGUACAAGAAGCAGCAAAAGCCCAUACUAAAGCGAUGGAAAAAUGGGAGCAAACCCUAGAAGGAGACUGAACGUUUUGGCUAAUUAUUAUAUAAUUAUAUAGCAUAUAUGCAUAUGUAAACGUUAUCGUAAGUGUGUUAGUCACUUUCUUGGACUUGAUAGUUCUGUUCUUUAGUUCUUUUAUUGUUAUGGCUGCUCUGGAAAUGGUUUAYUUUUGGCUGGUUUUAGACACCUUGUCAAAGGCUUGUCCCGAGCUGAUGGCACCGCAUAUAGCACUGAAUAUAUACGAAUUUAUCUUCCAAUAAGGUUAUUUCUACAUGUCACGUGUUUACACUCUUUUAGAUAAAAUUGUGRUGUUUGCUCGUCUGGGCAUGUGUGGACACGUGAGCCUUGUAUGUUUUCUGGUCGCUCCCGAUCUUCGUAAUCAACGUGUCAACACAUGCCUUGCGUUGGCCUUCUUUAAUCUACUUGAGUUUAUUUACUUUUCUAAAAGUCAAGGUCCUAAAAUUGAUACUAACUAAGUGCUUCGUAACAAGUGAAUCAAAGAAUGCUGAUGCUCGCAAAACUGGCAAUAUUUAAGGCCCGUUUACACUUGCAAUUUUUGCAGUGCGACUGUCGCGCGACAAUGCCACUUUGUUCUCUCGCAGUUCAAAUCGUAUGUGUAAACAGCCCUGCGAUUGUCGCGGCGAUCAAAAAUCGCUGCGUGUUGCAGCUAAAUUUC
Molecule: messenger RNA, 1412 nt
Organism: Exaiptasia diaphana
Lineage: Eukaryota; Metazoa; Cnidaria; Anthozoa; Actiniaria; Aiptasiidae
Product: actin cytoskeleton-regulatory complex protein PAN1
Exons: 3
Coding region: 22-762 (246 amino acids)
Source: RefSeq, a predicted model, not a curated record